AUGGAAUUUGAAAAUGAUGAUGGCUUAGAAAACUAUAUAUCUGAAAUCGAAGAAGUUGAAUUAGAAAAAAUUUUUAAUCCAAAUAUUAAUACUGAUAUGCAAAUAUCUGAAAUUGAAGAACCUAAUACUAAAAGCUCAGAUCAUUAUACUUCCGAUGUCUGGCAUUAUAUAAAUAAAAAUGAUUCUAAAUGUCUUUAUUGUUUAACAUGUAAAUUUAUAUUUUCACCAAAAACUAGUACAUCAAGUAUACAAGAUCAUCUUGUUAAGCAUAAUCUAUUAACUCGAAAAAGUCCUGUUCAAAUGCACUCUGAAAAAGAACAAUUAGAAUGGUCAAUACUUUUAGUCAAAUGGAUUAUUAAAGCAAUGCAACCUUUUUCCAUUGUGGAUAUUUCAUUUUUCGACUUGAGUCGACUUAGGGGUAAAA
Messenger RNA from Cetraspora pellucida, 424 nucleotides. The record is from the annotation of a GenBank genome assembly. Lineage: Eukaryota; Fungi; Glomeromycota; Glomeromycetes; Diversisporales; Gigasporaceae.